UUAUUAAACUGCACUGCCAUUCCUACUAUUGUGGAGCAAUCGUUUCUUUCCUCAAACUUUGAAAAUAUGCAUGAAAUGAAACAAAAUGGCAACAGUUUCUUGCACAGUUAAAGGCUUUUAACAGAGCAUGGUGAUCAUAGCCAGUCUUCCCAACGUGCAUGCGUGCGGGUAAAGGGUACAGUGACGUGUGUGUCCCACAAUGCUGCCUGGUAAACAGACAUGGAAGCACCUGGUGAAGACCUCCACAGUCAGUGAACACUGCACUCGCUCUUUUCACGAUCUUCAAUUUUAAAUAUAUGUCACAAUCAACCGACUUUAUUCUGUUAGUGGCUGUUUUUGCAUCUCUUACGUCCAGGGCAUUGAUUACCCUUUCAGAUUGUGUGGUGGAACCUUGACAUCUAAGCUGAUGAGGAUCUACUGCUUUUACUAAGUGAAUUCCCUUUUUCUCAGUUGAUAAGCGGAAAGAAUGUCGGAAAGGGCCGAUGAUGACGUCAGGGGGGAGCAGCGCAAAGCGGCCAGGCAGCUAAAGCAGCAGCAGCAGCAGCUCCAGCGGGGAGAAGCCUCCACAGCAAUGGCGACUGGUGCGGAGCGUAGAUCCCUGCCUAGUCCAGAAAUCAUGCUGGGACAGCCUUGGAGCAACUGGGUCGAUGCUGUCAAACUGCACGGGAUCGACGAUUCGGAGGAAAGUUUGAAAGAGUGCGGGAAAAAUCGAGAAGCCAUGCGGCUCUGCAGAGACGACAUGCCCAUAUUCGGCCAGUGCCCAGCGCAGGACGACUUCUACCUGGUUAUGUGCAGCCACUGCAGCCAGGUGGUGAAGCCCCAGGCCUUUCAAGCACACUACGAAAGAAGACACAGCUCGUCCAGCAAGCCCUCUUCGUCCGUGGCGCCCUCACCUGCCUACGCAAUGUCCACCCUGCCGCACAGGAGCAGGGGCAGCGGGGGAGGGGGCAUCAGUGGUGGUGUCGCCGGACGCCCAUCCAUUGGGAACAGCACGUCUUUGUCCUCCUCCUCCUCUUCCUCUAACUCCAAAACGAACAAAUCAGCCAAAGAGUUUUCCGGUCACGGGAGACCCCCGUUCUUCCCCAAGGUGCCCCACGACAAAAUACCGACCCCUGCCGCCGUCAAAGUGGAGAAGGUGGACUCCUGGAAGGGGAAGGUGGAGUCCUCUGCCAAUAAGAUGGGCCACGCACCCGCCUCGUCCUCCACCACUGUGAGCUCCCCCAUGAAGCCAGGCCUUAGUUGCCCAUCCAUACCAAAGCCUCCCACGCUCGCCCCCGGGCAGAUCCCAAACGGGAAGGGCCACCUCUCCUUGCCGGACAAGAAGCAGGACAACAGUGUCAGUAGCAAGAGACUGCAGUACAAGAGACCCAUACAAGAGCGCGAGUUCAAUCCAGACAUCCACUGUGGGGUCGUGGACCUGCCAGCAAGGAAGCCAUGCACAAGAUCCUUAACAUGCAAGACACAUUCCUUAAGCCAGAGGAGGGCCGUGCCGGGCCGGGGGAAGCGCUUCGACACGCUGCUGGCCGAGCACAAGAGCAAAGCCAGGGAGAAGGAGCUCCAGCACAGGUCCGACCUCCCCCUGCAAACCCCCCCUCUCAGGGACCCUCAUCCUUCCCCCUCCCGCCUUUUACAAGACCCCCACCAGGUCUCCCAUGGCAACGGUACCACCGAUGCCACCAAGCCUUCGCUCCCCAGCAAACCCAAACCUCACAAUCCUGGUCUUCCACGACUGAACAGCAGUACCUUUCACAGUGGGGGCCCGGCCCAGGGAGACCCCAGUGCGGCCCACGAGCCACCCCACCACCCGCCACCUGCCGCCGUCGACAGCCAGACACGCCUGUCCAGCGACGAGGGGGAGAACGAAGAGCGUGAGGAGGGCCCGGACAAACUGGACUGCCACUAUUCGGGUUACCACCCGCGGCCAGCAGCUUACUGCACCUUUGGGAGCCGCCUGUACGGGAGGAGCUGUCACUCGUUCGACCGACGCUGGGACCGAGUGCGCUGCGCGUUCAGCGUGAUGAUGGACAAGCAUGUCAACUCUCAGAUGUGGAAGAAAAUCCCGCUGGCGCUGGAGAACUCGUCAGCCCACAGGACAAGCACAAACUCCCUUUCCUCCUUCUCUACGUCCACCGCCCUCCACAGUGUCUCUCCAUCCCCCUCGGGCUUCCGAAGCCCCCCCCCUGCCCCGCCAGCGCCCCCUCCGCCGGCCUACGGGCAGUCCCAUGACGGCAAGUCUUCCCUCUCCUAUGGGACAACCUUAAAUGCCCGCGCUGCUGGCCAGGGCUCGGCUGAGCACCACGCCUACGGCGCACAGUCCCGACAAGUGUCUUCGUCGCCCCAGAUGCCUUCGCCCCACCCCUCGCUCCCCUCGCUGGCCUCCGGCCGGCCUCUCAAGCAGCCUCGGACCAGCAGCAAGUCCUCCUUUAGGCCCAAGGAGCAGCCUUCUGCCAGCAUGGCCCACUCCACCAACACCGCCACCAACAGCAGCAGCAGCAGCAGUGGUGCCAGCCUCAGUUUGGGUAAGAAGCGGAAGAACAGCUCCCUGCUUAUGGCGUACACCACCGAGGCCAGCCCUUCUUCCUCCUCAUCUUCGUCAUCCUCUUCCCUGUCCCCAUUCAAGAGAAACUGUGUAGUGGGCUCGGGCAGCUCUGGGAGCUCCUUUCAUGCCUCGCUUGCCUCCUCCAACCCCUCCUCCACCGUCGCUUCUUCCUCCUCCUCCUCCUCGCACACCGGUGUCUACACUGUAGGGCUGAACUGCACUCCGGGCCGGACCAGCGGGCUGAGCCUGCGGCACGAGCCCUCGGCCCGCGGUCCGCCCUCCGCCAGCCCGGCCGAGUCCAUCAAGCGCAUGAGUGUGGUGAUGAACAGCAGCGACUCCACGCUCUCUCUCGGGCCCUUCGUCCACCAGGGCGGCGACAGUGGGCAGCAGCAGCACGGCACCUUUGGCCACCCCGACGCCCGCCUGGAGGGCAAGAAACGCAAGGGCUCCCCGGCCUCCAGCGCCAUCAACAGCUCAGGAGGGCUGAGCGGAGGCCAGGGCCCCGGAAGGCCCAAGGUGGCCAAGUCUCCAUCUGUCAACAACAUCCACAGCAAACACGCGCGCACCAUCCCCGGCACGCCAGGCCUCUCCAACAACUCCCUCAUACAUCAGCCAAAGGCACGUCCCUGACAUUGGGGGCCAGGGCUGGACUGUGUCUGACGGCGAGACGAAUCCAGAGGACGAGGCCUUUCUGAUGCGUUACUCUCGGCUUGCCAUGAUCCUCAGGGGUUGAAACAACUUCUUGGAUGGUCCGGUGACAUCACGGGAAAGUCCUCUUAAAGCCAUGUUGGUUUUGCUCUGCAAAAGACCGUGGGGCCAAAGUGUAGAGAUCGAGGGGGAGACUGGGGGGCAGGGUUUCCAGCACACCUCACCACUAGGGGGCAACAUUGAGCUGCUCUGGUGGCGCUGGAGGAGAAGGAGAAGGAGAAGGAGAAGGGGGAGGUGCCCUGACUGUGGCCUGGUGCUGAGUGACUGAGUAGUAUGGAAAAAGGGGCAGGUAAACACCCUGGAGGCCAUCACCGCAACCUCGCAGAACAGGGAGCAACUGGAGAGCCAGCACGGCAAAUCAAGUUUCCACCUCUCUCUUCCAUUUGUGCGUGUUUGCAUGUGUGAAUGUUUCCAUGUGUGCGUAUGUGAGUGUGUGUGUGUGUGUGUGUGUCUGUGUGAGAGAGCCUGAGAGCCUGAGUGUUAAAGUCAGGUCAAAUUCUGCUGGACUACUGGAAAAAAAAGCUUCUGAAAAUCCACAAAUGUUCUAGAGUGACGUGUUUGAGCCAUUGAGAGUUCCAACACUAAAAAAAACGCAGUCACUCAGGAGGUCUGUUCAGUGAUGUGUUAUUAUUCUUGUUGAAAAUGAGAACAGUGACGAGACAAAUAGAGUUUAGUUGGAGAUGUGACGGGAAGUUGCAAACCAAUUCCCAGAUUACCUUACACUGAAGAAGUAUGCAAAAUUGUAGUCUUAAUGUUUCCUUAAAACUAUUGCAUUCACAGAAAAAAAUGUAUUUCAGGAAAAAAAAAAAAAGCUUUGUCAUGCAUGCCACUGUCGACAGAUUUACUACACACCACAAUCAAACCGACUGUGAAACGGGUCUGAGAUUAUCUGAUGAGAUGGUGUAUUUCAGUUUUUUUGAGGGUAGAGAAUACAUUUAGGGAUAAACACAUAUGGCAGUGGUAACGCAAGCAAACGGUUUUCAACUGUGAUAGAAGCCAAUAGUAAAAAAAAAGAAACAAAUCUAAACUAAGUUUCAGAAGUAUUAGCCUAGUUAACCUGCUGUACACAGAAAGCACAUAUUUGGGGCGGGUUGGGGAAUCAGUGCAGUUAACCAAGUCAGUCACUACCAACGUAACCAAAAACACUUGACAUGAUUAGAAUUCUGUAGAUUGAACACUAGGUUAUGCCUCUUGUCCGAGGCUUGAACUGCAUACUUCAGAGUGCAUAAAGGAAUGGCUCACAACUUGCGAGGCAGCCUACUUGCUUAGUAAAACAAAGUACUAACAUUAACCCUCGCGAAACGUGAUUUCUUUAGUUCAACUGGAGAACGUUUGAUUUUGUGAUUUUGAAGUCUUUGCAUUUAUCAUCGUCAUGUCCGAUGACUAUGUAGCAGCCUAAUUUCAGUGUCUGUUGCAUGUGUAGGUCACGUCUGAUCAGUGUUUAGCGAAAACAGUCUGUCACUAACACGCAGACUCACCUCGCUGGUCCCUUAAACACAACGGUCUUACAUACUCAUAGUUUCUUUGACUCGCUGAGAAUGCACAGAGCACUGAUGUCCCUGUAGUAUAAUACUGGUUCCCAGCAGUUCCAAGUCGUGUGAGAGAUAGUGGGCAAAGGUAAUGGUGUCUUGUGAAGGACCCCAAGUGUUGCUUUUUCUUUGUGAACCAACUCAUUGACCCCUUGUUUGGGACACAGGUGUGGCAUUUCUUUUCCACAACACUGUGUGCUCUAUUAACCCUUCUGGCAUAACCUACCCAAAGAGGAUGGCAUAUCUGACACUUUCAGGUCUAAAAUGCAACACUUAUCCCAGCAGUUUACCAGUAUUGUAACAAUUGGCACUUGCAAUGUAAGCUGAUUUAGCAGCCAAUCAUCUAAUAUAAAUGUUUCACUUAGAGUGAGUUGAGUCUUCUCAAAUGUAUGAACAAAUGCCACCAGGUUUUCCCCCCAUGGAGUUUUGAAAUGGCAAUAGUUUUCAUGUUUGUUUGGGACAUGUUUAGGAUUUCCCAAGUCGCAAUUUGGUUUUGUUGGUUUGUUUUGCAUACAUGGUCAUCUAUUGUGUGUUGGAAGGUGUGGCCCUCCCGCUGCGUCUUCUGGCCCUGUCUCAACUCCAGUGAUGUCAAGUCACCAGACCUAGCUGAAAAAGCAGAGUGUUUUCUAUCUUUGUUUGGCUUUUUUUCGUACAUAAACUUAAAAAAGAAAGAAAAAUAUUGAAGUAUCCCUAUUUCAGAAUACAUAUUUUGUUAAAAAAAAAAAAGAAUUGUACAUAUUGAGAUGUAUUUUUGCACAGGCAUUUUCUUACACACGAUUUUUGGUACAAUUGAGAUCAUUAUUAUUUAUUUAGUACAAAAAGGAUAACUUUUACGAUUAUUUGAAGUGGUUCACUGCCAAGCCAAUAAUGCAAUAUGCCUCUUAACUAGCAACCAGAGCAUAAGUUACACAUGGGAUCUUUUAAGAUGAGUUUUACCACUGUAGCGGGAGUCUCAAUCACUUGAUGCAUCAUAUUUUUCAAAAAGGUCUCAAGUUUUCUCAUCAUGUUGCCUCCUAAUCAACCGCGGCGAGGUUAGAAUGUGAAUAAGAUGGCCUGUGAUACUGUGUGUGAGGCUAUCUGUGUCCGAGGCUACCUGUGUCCUUACCAUUUCCCCCGCCUGUGUGUCAGAUGUCAUGAAUCAUAUUACCAUUACCUUUCUGUACGGCAACUCGCUCAACAGUGGCUGAAGGAAGCAAUUCUUCAACAGCAAGGUGGAUGAACUUGCAUACUUUGCAUCAAUCGUUGCCAAACCUUAAUCCGAAAACACUGCUUUUAAUUAAAAAUUAAUUUGCCGCUUUUUAUAAAAUAAUGAAGAAAAAGAAAGUGCCUGAAUUAGUUUCCUAUCGACUGUUUUGAGGGCAGAGCAUUGUUCAGUAUUUCUUUUUCUUUCCAUUACUUGAAUGUUACGAAAUGGUUUAGGAGCUUGCUUGAUGAACCUGCCUAUCAGUCCUACAUGUGAAACCUGACUUGUUUUUGUUUUUCUAUCCAGGGUUUUCAGGUGAGAGGAAUAGCUAUAUUUUCCAGACACCCCAGAUUUCAAGGUUUUUAAGUCUAGGAUUAUUUGCUCUUAACCCCUUUUAAAUGUUUUUGUUUACCUUCCAACUCAACUGACAAUGUUUCUAUGUAUUGGAAACUUUGUGAGGAUGUUUGACUCAGCACCGUAGACUUGGAAUGUGAAAGAGACCGGACACAGCUUCCUUACGGGGUUAUGGUUCCACAUAGAAACUCAUGUAAAAGUGUGUAUAUUUGAUUUCUUUUUUUGUAUACAUAAUCAAAAAUCAUUUGAUCAGCUGGACUUUUGUGUGUUGGCUGCUAAGUAAUUCAUGAACAAAACAUAGUAGGUUAGACUUACUAUUUAAAGUAAAGAUUGUAUAGUCUAUUUGUUUUGUAACAGGUUUCUGUAAAUAAAAAUAAUUUAUACAGUUAUUUAUACAAA
Molecule: messenger RNA, 6712 nt
Organism: Clupea harengus (Atlantic herring)
Lineage: Eukaryota; Metazoa; Chordata; Actinopteri; Clupeiformes; Clupeidae
Gene: atxn7
Product: ataxin 7
Source: RefSeq, a predicted model, not a curated record